CGGAAUACGCUGCCCGCCUCUCACCUGUGAAAUAUUUCUCGCCAAACGAAACGGUUUAAGCGUUUUUGCUCGGAGUGCUGUGCUUUUAAAGCCCAACCGCGCGACUAUCAUUAGGAUAAAAACCCCCCCACAAACUUUUAUUUCGAAGCGAUACUACUAAAGCUGUUAGCUGGCUGGAUGCAGGGAUUUUCUGGCUGAAUUAAAUGGUAGCGGGCAAGGUAACGUGAACGUUGCAGGAGAAAUAAUCAUGGAUGUAGCAUUCAGUGAUUAUUAAAGGUAACGGUGCCUCCCCGUUGAAAUUAUCCGACAUUUCGAGUCUGCUGUCUGCGCAAACAACGGCUUGUUUCUCCCUCGGACGGCUGGACUUGGCUCCAAUAUCAGCUCGCCAACAGUGGUGAGGAAGCUAGCUGUCAAGUAGCAAGCCACAUCAGCACCGCUGAUAUUAGCCAGCCACGGUAGCAUCAGUAGACUUCACCAUGGCAGACAGUAUCAUGAGCAAGGCUGCUACCAUGGAGAUCCCCAUUAACAGCAAUGGAGACACAGGGACUCUGCCAGAGGAUGACAGCCUGGAGCAGGAUUUACAGCAGGUGAUGGUGUCUGGACCCAACCUGAAUGAAACCAGCAUUGUCUCAGGAGGUUAUGGAGGACCUGCAGGGGGCAUCAUUCCAACCAGCACCAUCAAAGGGCCUGCAAUUCGCUUCAACCCUGAGUAUCUGGACAGAAGACAAGCCCCUGCACCAGGAUCAGACAUUCGCAUGAAAUCCAGGGGUGUUAACUUUCCUAAGAGCCAGUCUGCAGCCUGUCGACUUGCCCAACACACAGACCAGCAUCCAGGGUCAUCGAACCAUAAUACUAGUAACUCCACUGAAGAAGUUACUCGUGGUGUGGCAGUGGAGAAAUUGGACAGUGUCAAGAAAUGGGGCAUAAACACAUACAAGUGUACCAAACAGAUGUUUUCAGAGAGGUUUGGCCGAGGUUCACGAACAGUAGACCUGGAGCUGGAGGCUCAGAUUGACGUGUUAAGAGAAACCAAGAACAAGUAUGAAAACAUUCUAAGACUGGCCACAGCACUCAUCAAUCAUUUUCAAAGCAUGGUGCAGACGCAACAGGCUUUAGGAGACACCUUCACUGACCUCAGCCAGAAGUCCCCAGAGUUGCAGGAUGAAUUUGGUUAUAAUGCAGAAACACAGAAGCUGUUGUGUAAGAAUGGCGAGGCUCUGCUCGGUGCUAUCAACUUCUUUGUGUCCAGUAUCAACACCCUGGUCAACAAAACAAUGGAGGAUACUUUGAUGACCAUUAAGCAGUAUGAAAAUGCAAGACUCGAGUUUGAUGCCUACCGUUCUGACCUGGAGGAGCUGAGUUUGGGACCUAGGGAUGCAGCCGCCAUGGUCCGCAUUGAGAUAGCUCAGCACGAGUACCAGAUCCACAGAGACAAAUAUGAAAGACUGCGUAGUGAUGUCACCAUCAAGCUCAAAUUCCUGGAGGAAAACAAGGUCUGUAGUUACAGUUUCUGUCUUUCCUGUGAAAUGCCGGCAUUUUUAAAGAGCAACUUAACACCUCCUGAAAUCUUGUUCUUGCUGACCCCCAGCGGUUUAACUUCACACUUUGCAGCAGUGAUGUAUAGGAGUACCCCAGGGCCCUGUGACAUCUCUGUCGGGUCUGGUUACAGGUGCAACAGUGCACACUUAAGAGCACACCUAACCACAGCCAUCAGUGAUGCUGAUGCCUGUUGUGAAACAAGCUCUAGACUUCAACUAGAGAGGGCAGUAAAACACUACUUUUCGGUCUGUUGUUACUCCAUAAAAAACAACCUCUCAAAAUUGCUCUUGAAUGGCUUUCUGAAUGUCGAAAAAAUCAACACCAGUUGGGAAAUCACAUUUAAAACAGAUGGAUGCCUUGGCUAUUUUACACUGUUAAGUAAGUCCAACGUUAACUUUUGACCAUUAUGAGCUUUAAGGGUGAUUUUCCACGUGAAGGCAGAAAACACACAUUCUUCUUAUCAGAUUAAGACCAGGUCAAACUAAAGGAAGUAGGCAGACUUUUUCAUGCACAUACACGAGCAUUUUCAUGUCUUAGAUAAUUACAAUACAGAGAGAGAAUUCCUCAAUUUUGUCAAAUUUAACACAGACCCAUGACCCAUUCUGUUAAAAACAUAAAACAUAAUUCUAUUUUAUUUUGGCAAUGUUUGCUAAAUUAAUGAAAAAUAAGAAAGAUAAAAAUCAUCAUUAGAUGCAGUAUCUAAGACCUUUCAUGCCUGAAAUAUCUUAAAACGGCCUGCCUCCCACUUGGGAUUUCAUCUUAGAGGAAUGUGCAAAUUAUUUUUAUGUUGAUUCCUCAGGAAGUAAUCUGAGCAGCUAGUAAAUGGCAUUUUAGUAGAUGUACAUGGGCUGUACUUUCCUGUAAACACUUUAAACUUUAAACUCUUCUUUUUCUUUUUUC
Xiphias gladius (swordfish) is the source of this 2439-nucleotide messenger RNA. RefSeq names its product arfaptin-2-like. Gene Ontology annotation, molecular function: protein domain specific binding; phospholipid binding. The coding region runs from base 477 to 1940 and encodes 487 amino acids. The record is from RefSeq and is a predicted model, not a curated record. The transcript has 9 exons. Lineage: Eukaryota; Metazoa; Chordata; Actinopteri; Istiophoriformes; Xiphiidae. Gene Ontology annotation, biological process: regulation of Arp2/3 complex-mediated actin nucleation; intracellular protein transport. Gene Ontology annotation, cellular component: trans-Golgi network membrane.